GAAUUACUGUACCUGCAUGGUCGCAAGAAUUGUGUUUUUAGGUAGAAAAUUCUUCAUCCUCUAUUAAUAUGUGGUGGUGGGGUUUGUCAGUGGUAUUAAGUGCAGUGCGAUUCAAAAUGAUAUUGUACUGUACUUUAGAAGUGCUUAAUUAUGAGUAAGGAAACGUUAUUUGGUGUUUUGACAGCCUGCCUACUUAUUAAAACGAAGUUCACCUGUCAAAACAAGCAUUAAACACGCAGAGAGGUGUUGAGAUGCAUUGACUCCAAUAGAGAGCGUUAAUAACAUUUCAAUAUACAGUCUGCUGUACCUGAAAAACACAUUCAUUAAACACACAGGAGAGAGGGAGAGAUGUAAACAGUGCUCUGUGUGGUAGAUUGCACGGUUUGUAUGGCUGAACAUUGCAAUACUGCACGGCAGCAUAGUGACAAGGAAACCUCCUAACCUUCUGCUUUUAUGAAGAGACAACAAUUAUACAAUUAGGCAUCGUCAGGGUAUGGUCUGUUCCCAUUAGGGGAAAGAAAGACAUCUUUUGAUUUAAAAAAUAAAUAAAAAAAUCCACGUGUAUACAAAGUGUGUAUAAAUCUCCACAAUAUUCAGGUUCUGACAGUCGUGCGGGGUGCCGGUGUCGAUCCAGCCCAUUCAGAGUCAAGAAACGGCAGCUUGUGUGGAUCGCUGUUCUCCACAGGGUCUAGGAAAAGCAGCGAUCCUCACAAACCCAGGCAGCUGUUUCUCCACUCUUCACUCUGAAUGGGAAAUCAGCCCGGUCGACAACUCUCAUACAACUCUAGUUUAAAGGUGGCUACCUGAGCACCACAUAAUUGUGCAGACAAGGGCAACGCUCACAUUGUAUAACUGACUGAUCAAAGAUGACUUUAUUACAUUUGAAAACAUUUCCAGGCCAUCAGCCUUUGAUCUUUCAAAGGCUUUGAAGAGAAGGGGAGUGCAGGGCAGUUAAAAUGUGAGCAGCAGAGUUCUGAAUGUAUAGCAGCAUUGACUCCUCCAGACCAGCAGAGGGAGCCGUGAACAGAGACAGAAAGAGAGAGAAAGGGGAAGGAGCUGUAAUGGAAACCAGUGGCUCCAGCCGACGAAACUCCAGCGCCGCCAGUAGCAGUACUUCCAACACAGCGGCAAACUCCAGUAACACCACUAACAGCGCAAGCGGGACCAAUUCUUCCAGUACUGUCCGCGGCAGGACCAGUGGAAAUACCAGUACAGUGGGCUCCGUCCCCCCCUCCCAGUCUGCCAGUGCCACAGACUGGGAAAUGCUCCAGUUUGGCAAGUACUCCAUGGACAUACUGGAAAUGCUAAACAGCCACCAGCACCACCAGUUGAAAAGUGGGAUUUCUGGGCUUGACAGACAGGACCCAGGCGGACUGGCUAACCUGACAGGGCUGGGGCUAGGCAACCUGCCGAACGUGCGCCCCAUUUUCUCUGAGCAGCCGCAGGCCGGUGGCGCGGGGUUCCCCAAAAUGCAGCCCGUGACGCAGCAGCAGCCGGUGCCCCGCAAAUCGAAAGCGGGGGAUUCGCGUUACCAGCAGUUUCUGAAGUCUGUGGCCCCCUUUCACCCCACGGACCCUGGGCUGAACCAGGACUCCUCCCUUCAGAGGUUCCCCAGUGCCGGGGGCGCUGCUGGGGCCGGCGCGGACCUGUUUGGCUCCGGCCCGCCCCCGCUGCACCCAAGUCUUGCCCUCCACCAGCCUGGCCUGACUGGGGGGGGUGCCCAGCACCAGCUCAGCGGGCAGAACAACAUGGACCCGCGGAACCUGCACCAGCAGUUCAGCUGCAUGCUGUCGGCCAAUCAGUAUUUCCUGUCAGCGCCCAGUUCCAAUCUGGAGCAGUUCUUGGUUGCCCAGCAACAGAGCUCUUCACUGGGCUUGGGGCUGAACCAGCACAGCCCCCAUCUGAACUCCCAGCACUCCCAGAACCACCACCCUGACUCCCAGCAGCACCAGCAGCAGCACCAGCAGCACCAUCACCCCUCUGCCAUGCACUCACACCCCAACCCCCAGCUCAUAACUGCCUCCUCCAAUGCAGGCUUUGAAUUCCAGGGCUUGCAAGGGAUCCCGGUGCUAUCCUCUAACCAGCUCGCCGCUGCCCUGAUGCAGGAGGGCAAUGCCGCGUGCCACCCCGGCCUGCAGCCCCCAGCGCUUGUCGCCGUGCCCAAGGACGAGGCCCCCAAAUCGGAAGGGGGCUGCGGGGGAGGUGGGGGGAGCGGGGGUCGGAGGAAGAAAGCCAUGGCCGGCUACCUGCCUCAGAGAAAGGCCGACAGCACUAGCAACGGCAAUAACAGUAAUACGACUAACGACGCCGCUGGUAACGGCAGCCCGCACACGGCCUCGUCCAGCCCUGCUGGCAAAGCUUCCCAAGAGCUGCUCUCCCCGGAGGAUGUCCCAGACCCGGAGAAGGAGCGCUUCUACCAGUGCGGAGAGUGCGGGAAGAGUUUCACGCACCUGUCCAGCCUGCGGAGGCACCUGCGGAGUCACGGUUUGGUCGCCACGACCACGGCCCCGCCUCCCGCUCCCGACCCCCCCCUGGAAGAUGGCCAGGCCGGAGCAACGGCGCCGAUCUCCGCGGAAGGGGAAUCGGAAAAGUGCCACAAGUGCUCGGAGUGUGGGAAGGGGUUCAAGAAGCGCGGGCACCUGCUCCAGCACGGGGUCAUCCACUCGGGGGCCCAGCCCUUCGCAUGUGCGGUGUGCCAGCGAGCCUUCAACCGCCGCGAGAGCCUUACCCGCCACGAGAAGAUCCACGAGGACAAGCCCUUCCGCUGCCAGGCCUGUGGCCGCUGCUACCGGGAGGCCACAUCACUGCUCAACCAUCGGGCUUCGGGAAACUGCGGUAAGCCUCCCAGGAGAAGUGCAGGGGGAGCCCGGACCCAGCCGGAGCAGCCCCCCCGGACUCCCCUCACCAUCGGGACCGACGGGCGCUAUGGCAGGGCCAGGGGCAUCGCGGGGGAGCAGGGCGGCAGGGAGAAGGAAGGACAGGGGAGGGUGUUUAUUAUAAAAGGAGGUUUGGACGGAGAGUCCUUCGCAGUCCCUUCCUCCUCCAGCGUUAGCCCUCUGGUUCUGUACAGAGGAGCCUCGGAGGCUAGCAGGGGGGUGAAUGAGAGCGCAAGCGAAAGGAAAGCCGAAGACAGCGGUCAACAGAUUUACAGGCAGCAGGUGGGGAGCGGGAAAGCUGGAGGGACUGUUUCCUCCUCCUCUUCCUCCUCCUGUUCUUCAUCCUCUUCCACUGGCUUGUUCCAAACCAGAACCUCGCAGUCUUCAUCCCAAAUUGACAACUCCGUCUUCAACCCCGAUUCCCUGCACUACCCCUCGGCCCAGCAGCAGUCCCAUGCCGCCGCGAGACGCUCUGCGUUCGCCUUUCGAGACGGGGUGAUAGUGGAGGAAGCAGAGAGAUUCCGGCAGCCGACCUCCCAGCCCGGCCCAGAGGAGGGCAAGGAAAGUGGGGGAGAAAUAGGGAGAGGCACCAGAGCUCCUGUACAGUACUUCCGAGACACAAACCUAAACCCCAACCCUCAACAGCAGCAGCAGUACCUAAGAAAAGUGCCCCUAGCCCCCAACCUUCAUCCCCACCUCCCCCUCUCCUCCCUCCUUGAGGACUCUGACCAGGAGGAUGACAACAGCAGCACUGACAACGCAGUGGCGGCCGCCAUCUCCCUCCUGCCUCCCGGGGACGACGUGCCAGGGAGAGGGGGGGCCGGGGGAGAGGAGAGGAGGGACAUUAUCGGAGGGCUGCUGGGAGGUCUGGGGCUCAGCGGACUGGGAGCCCUGGGGGGGCUCGGGCUGGGAGCCGAGAAGGGGUACAGGGGAGAGGACUUGAGGGUGAAGAGGAAAUCGAGGAAAAAGGAAGGGGGUGGGAGGAAGGUGAAGGUGGAAGGGGAAGGGGGCAGCGGCGGCAAGGAGAAGCUGUUUCUGUGCAGCGUGUGCGGGAGGGGUUUCAGCAGGCGGGAGACACUGAGACGCCACGACAGGAUCCACACAGGGGAGAAGCCGCACCGCUGCCCGGUCUGUGGGAAGUACUUCCGGGAGGCGUUCCAACUGUCCAAGCACCGUACCGUGCACACCGGGGAGAAGAAUUACAAGUGCUCCUCCUGCGGGAAAGACUUCGGCUACGCACAGAGCCUGAAGAGACACUCCAAGCUACACACGAGGACCGACUACGCCAACAGCAACAACAGUCACACUGCUGCUUCGGCUCCUGCCUCUGCUAGUCUAGGUCUGCAGGGCUAUUUCGCCUACCCGUCUGUCGCAGCCCCCGUCUGCUCCUCCGCUAAUCCCGCCUCCCUUCAGGGUUUAAACAAAACCCGGGCCUUCACCUGCCAGAUUUGCUGGAAGAGUUUCAAGCAUUCGUUCCACCUGACUGCGCACCAGGCCGUGCACACCAAAGAGAGGCUGUUCAGCUGCGAGGUCUGCGGGAAGUCUUUCGGUUACGCCAACAGCUUGGCGAGGCACAGGGCAGCUCAGCAUGGCCGGGGCAAGAGCGCGGGCCCCGCCAACAACGGCACCGCAGGCUCUGCGAUCUCCGAAAGCCAGGUUGCCACCGAUGUCCUGCUGCAGCUCUCGCCCCCGAACCCGUCCGGCAUCCCUUUCUUCGUCCCGUCGAACCCGAGGGAGCCAGUCCCGAACCAGGUCGGGGGAGACCCCUUGAUCAGGACCCCGUCUGGCCUCUCUUACGCCCCAACCCCGAACCCCGACCCCUCAUUGCUGAGCUACGACCCCGGUUUCGCCUCGCAGGGGAAGAAGAAAGUGCUGCGGGUGAAGAAGAGAAAGGCCAAGAGGAAGAGGAGGAGGAACGGGAGGAGCCACACCGACAAGCGCUUCCCCUGUACCGUCUGUGCCAGGGCCAGCUUCUCACGGCUCUCCCAGCUCCUGGUUCACCGCUCUUCCCGGCACUCCGAGCCACAGGACGGGCGGCUGGGGCGGGGGGCUGCCGGUAGGAGGUGGGGGUGCCAGGGGUGCCGGCGCGGGUUCAGCAGCUUCCUGCGCCUCUUGGGGCACCACGGCUGGCACGUGAAGCAAGGCAACUAUGGCUGCGCCAUGUGUCAGAGGAAGUUCUGGAACUGGCGGCUGCUGGAGAGACACAGGGAAAUGUGCAUGGGAAAGCAGCACAGGAGACUGAGGGGGAGGGGGAACAGAGAGGAGAGGAGAGGGGAGGGGGAGAGGAAUCAAACUUGA
Polyodon spathula (Mississippi paddlefish) is the source of this 5174-nucleotide messenger RNA. RefSeq lists its product as uncharacterized. The record is from RefSeq and is a predicted model, not a curated record. Gene Ontology annotation, cellular component: nucleus. The transcript is spliced from 2 exons. Gene Ontology annotation, molecular function: RNA polymerase II cis-regulatory region sequence-specific DNA binding; DNA-binding transcription factor activity, RNA polymerase II-specific. Lineage: Eukaryota; Metazoa; Chordata; Actinopteri; Acipenseriformes; Polyodontidae. The coding region runs from base 978 to 5174 and encodes 1398 amino acids. Gene Ontology annotation, biological process: regulation of transcription by RNA polymerase II.